GUGAACUGAAUCCAGCAGACGCUGACAGAGGAAUACAGCGGUCGUCUAUGAACUGAUUUCCUCUUUGCAUCAGUUUUUUAAGCUUAGGGUUGUUAACAGGAAUUGUGGGACCUUACUUUGGUCCCCUAGCGAAAGUCACCCGUAAGGGACGGGACCGAGCUGUCUGGGCGUGUCUUCUUGCAUAGCAUCGAGGGGACGUCACGAAAAAGAAAAACCUUGCUAGGCAAAGUUGAUUGGGCUAAAGCGCUGUUCCAGCUCCCCAGUGAAGGCUUUCUAGGGCUUUUGCUUGGCUUCGGCAGAGAGGACGCGGUCGUCGGGCUUCAAGCGUGAGCGGUGAGAUUUUGGGUGAACAUCAUUUACUUCUCUGUCAUAAACGGUACCAUAGAACAAAAUAAUGAAGGAUAAUUUGAGAAGUUACACAGUGAAUAAAGUGUCCAAACCUGAACUUCCAAGCAAUGGCUAUGACAACCCUGCUUUCCAAAGUGAUGACACAGUUGCUCAAAAUGGCCAUUUAAAGAAGAACAAGAAAAAAAAGAAAGAUGAGAAGUCAAAGAAGAAAACGAACAAGAUGGUGGGCUUUUUUGAGCUGUUUCAUUUUGCAGAUGGGCUAGAUAUCGCUUUAAUGAUACUGGGAUUUAUCACAGCUGCUGCAGCUGGAAUUGGACAGCCACUUAUGAUCAUUAUCUUUGGCCAGAUGACAAACAGCUUUGUGGUGACUGGCCUAAAUGGGUCUACAGAUGCUGUACAAAUGAAUGGCUCUGCAUGUCCAGAAGCAGCUUCAGAUAUAGAAGGUCAAAUGGCCAUGCAUGCUUACUACUUUGUUGGUAUUGGCUUUGGGACAUUGAUCUGUAGCAUGAUUCAAAUGUGGACCUUUGUGACCACUUCUGCAAGACAAACAGCAAGGAUACGUGAGAAGUUCUUUUUUGCUGUACUUCACCAAGAGAUGGCCUGGUUUGAUACUACCCAGAUUGGAACACUGAACACUAGAUUAACAGAUGAUAUUAACACCAUUCAUGACGGCAUUGGAGACAAGAUCAGUAUAUUAGUCCAGUUUUUUACCACAUUUGUGGCGGGGAUUGUCAUAGGAUUUGUGUAUGGAUGGAAGUUAACCCUGGUGAUCUUGUCUGUUAGCCCUCUGCUUGCUGUAUCAGGGGGUCUGUGGUCAUAUCUCCUGUCAGUGUUGACUACUAAAGAGCUCUUGGCUUAUGCUAAGGCAGGUGCUGUGGCAGAAGAAAUCUUGUCAGCUAUCAGGACAGUUGUUGCUUUCAAUGGACAGGUGAAAGCUAUGGCAAGGUAUGAUGCAAACCUAGAGGAUGCUAGGAUUGUUGGAAUGAAAAAGGCCAUCACCACCAACAUUUCAAUUGGUGUCUCCCAGUUUUUUAUAUAUGGAUGCUACGCUCUUGCUUUUUGGUAUGGAACCAAACUCACAAGGGAUGAGAAAGAGGCCUACGACAUUGGGACAGUAUUAAUUGUGUUCUUUGCUGUGCUCAUUGGGGCAUUUUCCCUUGGGCAAGCAUCCCCAAAUUUGGAGAACUUGGCCAAUGCUCGAGGAGCAGCCUAUGAAGUCUUUAAAAUUAUCAGGAAGCCCCGUCCCAUAGAUAGCAGUUCUAGUGAGGGGUUCAAGCCAGACAGACUCCAAGGAGAAAUUGAAUUCAAAAACAUCCAUUUCAGCUACCCAUCUAGACCCGAUACACAAAUUCUCAAAGGCCUGAACUUAAAAAUCCAGCCUGGGAAGACUAUUGCUCUUGUUGGUUCCAGUGGUUGUGGGAAGAGCACGACAAUUCAGCUGUUGCAGAGAUUCUAUGAUCCAGCUGAAGGACAGAUUACUAUAGAUGGACAUGAUAUCCGGACACUUAAUCUUAAAUGGAUGAGAGAAAACAUUGGCAUUGUAAGCCAAGAACCAGUUUUGUUUGCUACCUCAAUAGCUGGCAACAUUCGCUAUGGCAGAGAAGAUAUUACUGAUGCUGAAAUUGAGCAAGCUGCUAAAGAAGCUAAUGCUUAUGACUUCAUAUCAAAACUUCCUGAUAAAUUUAACACCAUGGUUGGGGAAAGGGGAGCCCAGCUGAGUGGAGGACAGAAACAGCGUAUAGCUAUUGCUCGUGCCCUGGCCAGGAACCCCAAGAUCCUGCUGCUGGAUGAAGCCACCUCUGCUCUGGAUAAUCAAAGUGAAUCCAUAGUGCAAUCAGCACUUGAUAAGGCCAGAACUGGGCGUACCACCAUUGUGAUUGCUCACAGACUCUCCACCAUCAGGACAGCAGAUAUUAUUGCUGGCUUUGAGAAAGGUGUUCUGGUCGAACAGGGGACACAUAACAAACUCAUGGCAUGUAAAGGAGUCUACUAUGCCCUUGUAAUGCAACAGUGUUAUGGUGGAGAUGAUCAAGCAGAUAAAACAUCAGAAGAAGAGACAGAUUUUGAGACUGAGUCUGACGACGACAAUAUCUCUGGGGAAGAUGAUCUAAGUGAUCUGGAGGCAAAUGACUUGGAAAAUCCUAUUGGUGACACUGAAAUGGCUAGCAAAGGAAGUUUCCGUAGAACAUCGAACAGACACAGCAUCAGUAGGGCUUCUACUAAAAGAUACCCUGAAAGGAAGAAGAGAAAGAAAAGGAAGAAGAAAGCAAAGGAGGAUAAAGUGGAAGAGAAGCUCCCUGAAGUGCCUUAUUCCAGAAUUCUGGCUUUGAAUAAGCCUGAAUUCUGCUAUAUAGUGGUUGGAGUCAUUGCUGCUGCCAUUGGAGGUGGUGUUACUCCUGCAUUUGCUGUUCUGUUUGGUAAAAUCAUUGGGGCUUUCCAAGAAUUAGAUGAAGCAAAGAAAAGCCAAAAUACAGUGUUGCUGUCUCUGAUGUUUCUUCUUUUGGGAGUGAUUAGCUUGAUAACAUACAUAAUUCAGGGAUUCAUGUUUGGGAAGUCUGGGGAAGCUCUGACUAUGCGGUUGCGAUCCCUUUCAUUCAAAGCAUUGCUUCAACAGGAAAUUGGAUGGUUUGAUGACCAUAACAAUGGCAUUGGAGUUCUGUUAACCAGACUUGCAACAGAUGCUUCUCAAGUCAAAGGAGCUACUGGAAGUCGGCUGGGCUUGUUAACCAUGACUGUCUUUACACUUGUGACAGCUAUUGUUAUUGCUUUUGUACAUGGCUGGCAAUUAACAUUGCUCAUUCUGGGCUGUAUUCCUUUUGUUAUUGGUACAAAUGCUAUAAGAGUUAAAUCAGUGACUGGUCAUGCAUCAAAAGAUCAAAAAGCCCUUGAAGAAGCUGGAAGAAUUUCAACAGAAGCUGUAGAAAAUAUAAGAACUGUGGUUGCAUUAACAAGAGAAGAUAGAUUUUUUGAGAGAUAUAAUUCAAGCUUAGAAGCUCCAUACAGGGAUUCUCUUAAGAAGGCUCCCAUUCAUGGAUUUUCAUAUGCAAUAGCCCAAAGUGCCAACUUUUUUAUAAAUGCUGCUGUCUUCAGAUUUGGAGCAUGGCUUAUCGCCCACUGUUUCAUGAACUUUGAACAACUUUUUAUAGUAUUCGCUUCUGUAAUCUUUGCUGCUAUAAAUGUUGCUCAGUCUAGUUCUCUUGCACCAGACUUUGGAAAAUCAAAAGUUUCUGCCAAAAGAAUUUUUCAGCUUUUGGAUCGAAAACCACGAAUUGACAGCUACAGUGAAGAAGGUGAAAAAUUGAAGAAAUUUGAAGGUAAUAUUGAAUUCAGAGACAUCCAUUUUGUAUAUCCAACCAGAAUGGAAGUUCAGGUUUUGCAAGGACUCAAUAUAAAAGUUAACAAAGGGCAAACUCUGGCACUGGUGGGAAGCAGUGGCUGUGGCAAAAGCACCUCCAUUCAGCUGCUGGAGAGAUUCUAUGACCCAGGAUCAGGACAAGUGUUUGCAGAUGGAGUGAACACCAAAUCUCUACAUAUACAAUGGCUGAGAUCCAAACUUGGCCUUGUGCAGCAGGAGCCUAUUCUGUUUGAUUGUAGCAUUUCAGAGAAUAUCCAGUAUGGAGACAACAGCCGAGUUGUCAGCCAGGAAGAAGUUGAAGAAGCAGCUAAAGCAGCUAAUAUUCACAAUUUUAUAGAAAAUCUCCCAGAGAAAUACAAUACUCGAGUAGGUGAUAAAGGAGCACAGCUUUCCGGAGGACAGAAACAAAGAAUAGCCAUUGCCCGUGCCCUUGUCCGAAAACCAGCAGUUCUUCUUCUGGAUGAAGCCACAUCAGCUCUUGACACAGAGAGUGAAAAGAUUGUCCAGAAGGCCUUGGAUGAAGCCAGGAAGGGUCGAACUUGCAUUGUUAUUGCUCAUAGGUUGUCCACUAUCCAGAAUGCUGACAUCAUAGCAGUCAUCCAGAAUGGCAAAGUAAUGGAACAGGGUACUCACAGCCAGCUGCUAGCGAUGGGGGGAUUCUAUUAUGAACUUGUCAAUGCGCAAGUAUCCCAUUAGUCUAGGCUGCAAGGUGUGCCCUAUUUAUAGAACCAGAAAUAGAAUCUCUGGGAAAAAUCAUGGCCAGGAGGAUACCAAAAAAAUGCAAUGCCCCAGGAAGCAUAGGACUUUUGUUUCUCAAACAGCAGUCCCCUUGGCCACACUGCAAACUUCAUUUGAAAAUGAAGGGAUUAUGAUAGAGAGGGAGGGGAGGAUCUCCUGUUGAAAGGGAGGUCAGAAUCUCCAUUAGGCAAGCUUAAAUCCUUGAGCACACCUAAAAUAGCUCUUUGGAUCCCAGUCACAAUUAAGGCUGGCUGUGCCAUAUUCUUAUAACCAUUGUCAAGUAGUGCUCAGGAGCCUACAGAUGCAAAGUGUGGGCAUGUUGGACAUCUUCAUAAGGAAGGAAAGACAUUUAUUUAUAUUUUGCUUUGUUGCAGAAUGUUUUGUAUUAUGAUGUAUUAUGAUGAUUUAAAGUUUUGUAAAAGUAAUAAAAAUAACUGAAAAAAACAGUAAAAA
This is a messenger RNA of Rhineura floridana, 4894 nucleotides long. RefSeq names its product ATP binding cassette subfamily B member 5 (gene ABCB5). The record is from RefSeq and is a predicted model, not a curated record. Lineage: Eukaryota; Metazoa; Chordata; Lepidosauria; Squamata; Rhineuridae. Bases 395 to 4399 code for a protein of 1334 amino acids. Gene Ontology annotation, cellular component: membrane. The transcript has 29 exons. Gene Ontology annotation, molecular function: ATP hydrolysis activity; ATP binding; ABC-type transporter activity. Gene Ontology annotation, biological process: transmembrane transport.